This is a messenger RNA of Heterobilharzia americana, 467 nucleotides long. Lineage: Eukaryota; Metazoa; Platyhelminthes; Trematoda; Strigeidida; Schistosomatidae. The record is from the annotation of a GenBank genome assembly.
UCAUCGUUAAGGCUAGUAACGGACCACGAUAUGUCGUCGGCUGUCGGCGUAGUUUACAAAGCAGUAAGUUAAAGCCAGGCACAAGAGUUGCAUUGGAUAUGACAACAUUGACCAUUAUGCGCCAAUUGCCGCGUGAGGUGGACCCACUCGUUCACAACAUGUCUUCAGAAGAUCCCGGUUCUGUAUCAUAUGGGUCUGUUGGAGGAUUAGCAGAUCAAAUUAGAGAACUCAGAGAAGUUAUUGAACUACCUCUUUUGAAUCCAGAGCUAUUCCAAAGAGUUGGUAUAACGCCUCCAAAAGGUUGUCUCCUUUACGGUCCACCAGGGACAGGAAAAACUCUUUUGGCACGUGCUGUAGCCUCACAACUUGAAGUUAAUUUUCUAAAGUCGAAAUUACAAACUCCUAAGGAACUAAUCACCUGCAUUCCAUCUAUGUUUAAUAAUAAUACUCCACGCACUAAUACAUGA